UUUUUUAGGUCAUAAUCAUUCUAGCAUACUUUGGAGGGCUUCGUAAUGUGGAUUGUGGAGUUGAUGGACCUUCAAAUUGAGAAGAUGGUGAAAAAGAAUGAUGGGAUGCUUGUAACACAUUGUAGGUCGAAACAGCGCUCAGACAAGAAGGAAACCAAGUUCCUAGUUCCUAACGAUGGGCCAGUAAAUUUUGCAGCUGUUAUUGAUGAUUAUCUGAACGUGAUUAUAUGUAGCCUUGGUCAUUUCAGGGGUCGUGUAUUUUUUAAGGGUACUCCUGCUGCAUAUGCUGACCAGCAUAUGGGGAAAAAUCUUGUAAGUAAAGUGCCAUGUAAAAUGGCAACAGUUCUUGGUCUAGAUAAUCCAGUAUCUUUUACAUUUCAUUCUCUACGACGCUUGUCCGCCGCAGCAGCAGCUGACAGCGGAGCAUCCGUUCAACAGCUUAUGGAUUUUUAUGGAUGGUCUAAUCCGAGCAUGCCUCAAGAAUGUGUAUCAUCCAGCAAAGCUUCUGUAAAAUCAAUGGCUGAUAAACUUCAAGGACCUUCUAAUCAAGUAGAAAAAACAGAGGUUAGCGAAGUCAGUAUAGAGAAUAUUGAAACAUGUUCCUCAGCUUCACCUCCUCAGAGUAGAAAGCCCUAUAUGUGAUUCAAAAUGCAGACAAAAUAAUAAUUAUCGAACAUUUUCAUGGGAACAACUUUACAAUGUAAUUAUGUAAACCCGAAAAGAAUGAUGAAAUAUAAUAUAUUUGAUGACAGCUCAGUAAAGCUGUAUGUACAUGUUUUGAUCUUUCCUAGAUCAAAUAUUAAAC
This is a messenger RNA of Eurytemora carolleeae, 805 nucleotides long. RefSeq lists its product as uncharacterized. NCBI's taxonomy places the organism in Eukaryota, Metazoa, Arthropoda, Copepoda, Calanoida, Temoridae. The transcript has a single exon. The record is from RefSeq and is a predicted model, not a curated record. Gene Ontology annotation, biological process: DNA recombination; DNA integration. Gene Ontology annotation, molecular function: DNA binding. The coding region runs from base 46 to 642 and encodes 198 amino acids.